Molecule: messenger RNA, 1908 nt
Organism: Pectinophora gossypiella (pink bollworm)
Lineage: Eukaryota; Metazoa; Arthropoda; Insecta; Lepidoptera; Gelechiidae
Product: spondin-2-like
Exons: 10
Coding region: 245-1846 (533 amino acids)
Biological process (GO): cell adhesion
Cellular component (GO): extracellular matrix
Source: RefSeq, a predicted model, not a curated record
CAUCGGUUGGUUGACGCCGCUAUAACCUAAUAGAUUCCACAAAAUUGAAUUUUCACCAAUUUGUCUUUACCAAAGCCAUUAUACUAGAGCAAUAACGUCGAAAAUUCUCUUAUACAAUAAAUUCGUGCUUGAAACCAUGGGGUUUUGAAGCAACUCGUUGAUUUGUGUUUGUUUUGUUGUGAAAUGUGGGCCGCUUUUGUGUUGUGAAACUUUGUGGUUCAAUCCAACGGAUGUAACUUUUAAAAUGUUGCUGGUGGCUGUGUUGUUAAUAAGUGCGACAGCAGUUUACGGUCAGACGGGGAAAUGCGACCAGACACCGGUGGAGGCCAAGGUCCUCACUCCUAGCGAUAAUGAAAACUCUCCCUUCACUAUGAAUAUCAAAACCAAAAUAGAGACUGACAACACGAACUACGGAAUGUUUUUGCCGGACCAAACUUAUGUUUUGAUAUUAGAAACCAAAGACAACACACGUCCGUUCAGAGAGUUUAUGAUAACCGUAGAGGACCCGGAGGUGGACAAUGACAUUAACUUUGAGCACAGUAAAGUGGACGUGGGGACGCUGAAGACUUUGGAUGAAGACUUCAAGUCAAGAUAUAGCGAGCGAUGCUACAGUUCAGUGGAGAACAAGGAUAAUUCUGACAAACGGCGUAUUGAGAUGCACUGGGUGUCUCCAAAGCAAAGCGAGGAUGGACAAAAGAUAAGGUUCCGAGCCAUGGUCGCUGAAAACAAGGAGGUGUGGUAUACUGGGGACGCACUGACCUUCACACUGGAGAAGAACAACGCAAUCCCUGAGGGAACCCCGCCUGCCAAACCCGUAGAGAUCUGUAAGCUAUGCAGCGAAGCACGUUACGAGGUCAUAUUCAACGGAAAAUGGUCCAGGGGUACCCACAACCUUCACUUCCCUUCGAAACCUGACGAUAUCAAAUACAGCCACAUGAUUGGAGCAUCACACGACUUCACUUACACCCUGUGGGAGCAAGGAGUCAAAGCCAGUGACGGUCUCAGACAACUGGCCGAGGAAGCCAACAUCAGCAAGCUUGAGAGGGAUGUCAUUUUGAACAUGUCCGAAACUGGUGGCACAAGGACAUUAAUAAGAGGCAAGAUGCAUCAACACCCUCACAUGUCGGAACCUUCCUACGCUCUUUUCCGGGUAGACAGGAUUCACCACCUGUUCUCCAUAGCCGUAGCAUUAAAGCCCUCACCAGAUUGGUUUCUUGGCACGUCCAGAUUUGAACUGUGCACUGAAGAAGGCUGGUUGGAGAGCCAUCAAUUACCAAUGUAUCCAUAUGAUGCAGGGACCAGGGAUGGUAUAUCUUAUGAUUCUAUAACAACAAUGACGCAACCAGCAGACAAUGUAGAGAGAGUGGCGGUGGGGUCCUUCGACAAAGCUUCUCCGUUCUACCAGAUGAACCUCAAUGAUUUGAAACCUUUCGCCAUCCUAGAAGUGAGGAGGCUCGAUGUUUACCCAUUAGUGGGCGUGGAUUGUGAGGAUAAUGGAGAAGAACCGAAGCGUAAACGUAUUAAAGGAAGUGGUCGUAAAUACAACAGAGGGAAAGGGACGGCUGAUGAAGAAGAAGAGAAACAUGAGGAUGUCGAGGAAGAAAACGAUGAACCCUUAUUAGCUGAGUCGAAAACUAGAGAUGGAUGUACCGGUGAAUGGAGUCGGUGGUCUACCUGCAUAGCUGACGACAGGAUAUGCGGCGCCGGGACUCAAACCCGGACCCGCUACAUACCAAUAGACACUAGCGAUCAACCUGGAUACGAGUCAGAGGUUCUACAAGUGAAGCCGCUAGAAAAUUGCCAGAAAGAUCAACAAAUUCAACAAUGUUUUGUGAAUUGCUAUUAAUAAAGUACCUAGUACUCCAAUAUACUAAGUUAAGUCUGUUUAAUUAAAUGUAUAGAAAUAGA